Messenger RNA from Nematolebias whitei (Rio pearlfish), 2146 nucleotides. RefSeq names its product regulator of chromosome condensation (RCC1) and BTB (POZ) domain containing protein 2 (gene rcbtb2). NCBI's taxonomy places the organism in Eukaryota, Metazoa, Chordata, Actinopteri, Cyprinodontiformes, Rivulidae. Gene Ontology annotation, molecular function: protein binding. The record is from RefSeq and is a predicted model, not a curated record. The transcript has 16 exons. Bases 1 to 2106 code for a protein of 701 amino acids.
AUGCAGGUCUUUGCUUUAGGCACCAACUGUAGCGGUUGUUUGGGACUCGGAGACCUUCAAAGCACCAUUGAGCCACGGAGGAUUGAUGUGUUGUCUGGAAAGAAGAUUGUGUCCCUCAGCUAUGGAACAGGACCUCAUGUGGUUAUCGCCACAGCAGAUGGUGAGGUUUAUGCCUGGGGCCACAAUGGCUACAGCCAACUGGGAAAUGGGACCACCAACCAUGGUCUGACCCCUGCCCUGGUAUCAACCAACCUCCUUAACAAGAGAGUGACAGAAGUGGCGUGCGGCUCCCACCACACCAUCGCCCUCACCAGUGAUGGAGAGGUGUACGCGUGGGGUUACAACAACUCAGGACAAGUAGGCUCUGGGUCGACGGCCAAUCAGCCGACACCACGCCGCGUCAGCAGCUGCCUGCAGAGCAAAGUGGUGAUCAACAUCGCCUGUGGCCAGCUCUGCUCUAUGGCUGUGCUGGACAACGGGGAGAUCUACGGUUGGGGCUAUAAUUGUAACGGACAGCUGGGUUUGGGCAACAAUGGGAAUCAGCAGACCCCGUGCAGGAUCGCUGCCCUCCAAGGUGUCAACAUUGUCCAGGUAGCAUGUGGAUAUGCACACACAUUGGCGCUUACAGAUGAAGGAUUUGUUUACGCCUGGGGAGCCAACUCUUAUGGACAGUUGGGGACAGGCAAUAAAAGUAAUCAAGCUCUUCCCACCCUAAUAAAUACCGACAAGGAGAGGAUGGUGGAGGUGGCUGCAUGUCACACCAGCCACACGUCAGCUGCAAAGACGCAGAGCGGCCAGAUUCUGAUGUGGGGUCAGUGUCGGGGUCAGGCCGUGUCCAGCCCCCACCUCACCCACUUCAGCAGCACCGAUGACGUGUUCGCUUGCUUCGCCACGCCAGCCGUCACGUGGCACCUCCUCUCAGUGGACGGUGACGACUACAUGACUGUGGCUCAGUCUUUGAAGAAAGAGUUUGACAGUCCGGAGAUUUCUGAUCUCAAGUUCUUGGUUGAUGGGAAGUGCAUUUAUGUUCACAAAGCCCUGCUGAAAAUCAGUUUCUGCAUUCCAGCCCUUUGCCCUCUUGCACCGUCAGGAGGAAGGAGCCAGGCUGUCUGCACCAUCAACAUGAUCUACGGUUGGGGCUAUAAUUGUAACGGACAGCUGGGUUUGGGCAACAAUGGGAAUCAGCAGACCCCGUGCAGGAUCGCUGCCCUCCAAGGUGUCAACAUUGUCCAGGUAGCGUGUGGAUAUGCACACACAUUGGCGCUUACAGAUGAAGGAUUUGUUUACGCCUGGGGAGCCAACUCUUAUGGACAGUUGGGGACAGGCAAUAAAAGUAAUCAAGCUCUUCCCACCCUAAUAAAUACCGACAAGGAGAGGAUGGUGGAGGUGGCUGCAUGUCACACCAGCCACACGUCAGCUGCAAAGACGCAGAGCGGCCAGAUUCUGAUGUGGGGUCAGUGUCGGGGUCAGGCCGUGUCCAGCCCCCACCUCACCCACUUCAGCAGCACCGAUGACGUGUUCGCUUGCUUCGCCACGCCAGCCGUCACGUGGCACCUCCUCUCAGUGGACGGUGACGACUACAUGACUGUGGCUCAGUCUUUGAAGAAAGAGUUUGACAGUCCGGAGAUUUCUGAUCUCAAGUUCUUGGUUGAUGGGAAGUGCAUUUAUGUUCACAAAGCCCUGCUGAAAAUCAGAUGUGAACAUUUCCGUACAUUGUUGAAUGAAACUGAUGAAGACGCCAUAGAAAUCAAUCAGUUCUCCUACCUGGUGUACAGAGCCUUCCUGGAGUAUCUCUACACCGACACCAUUAACCUGCCACCAGAGGAUGCUAUAGGGCUGCUCGACUUGGCUACGUUCUACAGAGAGACCAGGCUGAAGAGGCUGUGCCAGGAGACGAUCAAGAGGGGAAUUUCUGAAGAGAACGCCAUCACUCUGCUCUCGGCUGCCGUCAAGUAUGAGGCGAAGGACCUGGAGGAGUUCUGCUUCAAGUUUUGUGUCAACCACCUAACAGCGGUCACGCAGACCCAGGCCUUUGCAGACAUGGAUCAUGACCUGCUCAAGAACUUCAUUAGUAAAGCCAGUCGCUACGGGGCCUUCAAAAACUAGAGUGCCCCUGCAGUGACGGAUCCAAGAAGGACUGGUUUAA